CCCUGGAAACAGGAUUUAAGUGGCUCACGGAACUCGGAGGGCUUCAAACGUGUAGAUUCACAUGCUUCUUCUACUCCACAGGUCGGGUGGUUUUAAUACAUAGUGGCGUUUGCUUGACGGCGACACUCCCCCCAGGUCGACGGGGGCCAGACGCAGCCCGCGGAGGAGUGGAUGGCUUCUGUAAUAAAAAUACGCGAAGAGAAUUGAGGAGAAGAAGAUUGGUCGGGGGCAAAGCCAGCAACACGGCGUCCUGUUCCUUUCGCCUCUUCCCCGGUGCGGAGCAACGGACCCGUGCGCCGCUUUUUUUGGGAGGGGAGGUCACACUCGGACAUAAUUUCGCUGCGACUAGAGAGAGCUCCGUGUGAAAUUCCGUUUUCUGCGUGGCUUCCCUGGUUUACCGAGCUGACACGGAGAUAUAACUACUGUAUCCCAGCCUAGCGAAUCGGAGUGAAAGUCCGCCAUAUUCUGCCUUACCACGCCCGGGAGUGGAGCCAUUGGAAAAUAAACGGACAACCUCGCUCAUGUGUUUUUCUCGCCAACGCAGACUGCGAGUUGGAAAACAAACAAGGUAUUUCAGCGUUUUAAAAUACCGUCAGCGUUGAGGACUUUGGAAAGAGCCUGGCCGGAGUACUGAUGACAAUACCUGUCCAGAUCAGUGCGGAUGUUGUGUUUUAAAAAGAUCUGUUGAUCAUACGGAGACAGAAUAUCAGAUUAUACCCAUCGACCGAGCAACAAUAUUCAACUGAACCCGCUUUCUACUCUGUUUGAAGCUUUCAGCAGGCCCAGAAAGCGAACCGAAACACAGGGAAAAGGGUGGGAGGAGGUGGGGGACUCCAAUAAUUCCUCUCAAAUAUCUUAUUUUCCGUCUCCACUCCAGUCUGAACACCCAGACUCAUUACAGCAUCACCUAAAGCCGGCCUGUAUGAGGACGUUAUUUGACAUUCACAGGCCUCCGGUUUUCCCUCCGCGACAAAUGUGAAAUCUGGAUGACUCAAUACAGAGGGGGGGAACAAGCGGAGUUAUAGUGCGUGUUUGAAAAAGGAAAAGGACCGAGAAUGACCCUGGAAUCCAUAAUGGCGUGCUGCCUCAGCGAGGAGGCGAAGGAAGCCAGGCGGAUCAACGACGAGAUCGAAAGGCAGCUCCGCCGGGAUAAGAGGGACGCACGCCGGGAGCUGAAACUGUUGCUUCUCGGAACUGGUGAAAGUGGGAAGAGCACAUUCAUCAAGCAGAUGAGGAUCAUCCACGGUGCCGGUUACUCCGAUGAGGACAAACGGGGUUUCACCAAGCUCGUCUAUCAGAACAUCUUCACGUCCAUGCAGGCUAUGAUCCGAGCUGCAGAGACGCUGAAGAUCCUUUACAAAUUAGACUCCAGCAAGACUAAUGCCAACAUUGUUAGAGAGGUGGACAUAGAGAAGGUCACCAGGUUGGAGAGUCCUUACGUAGACGCCAUCAAGAACUUGUGGAAAGAUCCCGGCAUCCAGGAGUGUUAUGAUCGAAGGAGGGAGUACCAGCUCUCAGAUUCCACUAAAUAUUACCUGGACUCACUGGACCGGAUCGCCCAACCCGUCUAUCUUCCCACCCAGCAGGAUGUGUUGAGGGUUCGGGUCCCGACCACUGGCAUUAUCGAAUAUCCAUUUGAUCUCCAGAGCGUCAUAUUCAGGAUGGUGGACGUUGGGGGUCAGAGGUCGGAGAGGAGGAAGUGGAUCCACUGUUUUGAGAACGUCACCUCCAUCAUGUUCCUGGUCGCCCUCAGCGAGUACGACCAGGUGUUGGUGGAGUCGGAUAACGAGAACCGGAUGGAGGAGAGUAAAGCUUUGUUUAGAACUAUAAUCACAUACCCCUGGUUCCAAAACUCCUCCGUCAUUUUGUUCCUGAACAAGAAAGACCUUCUGGAGGAGAAGAUCAUGUUCUCCCAUCUGGUCGACUACUUCCCAGAGUACGAUGGACCUCAGAGAGAUGCUCAAGCAGCUCGAGAGUUCAUCCUGAAGAUGUUUGUGGACCUGAAUCCAGACAGCGAUAAGAUCAUCUACUCUCACUUCACCUGCGCCACCGACACGGAGAACAUCCGCUUCGUCUUUGCAGCCGUCAAAGACACGAUCCUGCAGCUCAACCUGAAGGAGUACAACCUGGUGUAGAGUACGGCUCCUCCCUGAAACACUGACUGACUCGAUCUGUGAAAAGAUAGCUUUCACACAUACACACAGACGCAAAAUUCACGCUUACAAAUUAUCUAAGGAAAAUAAAUCUAACGGUUGCAUAAUACUAAUUUAUUUGCCCUUUGUUGACUUCUUGGUGCGUGAGGGGUUUCAUUUUGCUAUUUAAGGAGCUCCAUCACAUCUGCCUUUUUAUAAACAACCUUUCUUUUUGUAACCCUCCUCAUCUAUCAUCCUUUCCAAAAGUUCGGCAUGAACGUUAGCUUAACAGGAAGUGAUGUAACAUCUCGCUUAUCAACAGCCUCUUGUUUAUUCUUUUAUUUUUUUUAAUGCACCUGUUGGCAUGUCUCUUGUAAUGUUGCCAUAAACUGUGAUUUUUAAAUUAUUUGAGAUUGAUUUGAUAUUGAUUGACUUCAGUCAUUAUUCUUGUUCCAGUGUUACCUUGCUUUUACCAUUCAGUGAUUUGAGCACAUUUACUGCUUAUUCGGACACAAACGUGAAGUUCAGGACAAGAAGGAGAAAUCGUCUGAGCGACGAGGUGUGAAGAUGCCUUCAACAGACUGUCGGGAUGAGAGGGGCUCUUGAUUUCUGACGCAUUUACUAAAAGUGUUUACUUUAAACCGUGCCACACAGAAGCUUUUCUUUCAAAUUGCCAUUAUUACCGAUGCCAAAACAACUCAAGCACAAGAACGCUGGUGAGGGAAGGAAAGAGCAGGAGCAACAGACUGACAUGUUGAUCAACCAUCUGAAUCCUGCAGGUUAUGAAGUGUUCACCGUCCAGUCCAAUCACAGCUUAGCAGUAUCUCUGUGUCCAAUCACUGCCCGGCUUUCCAGACUGUUGUAGCUGAUUUGGAAGUUCAGAAUAAAUUUGGUUAGUUGCUACGUAAAGAGGAAAAAAAACUGCAGUGUUGAUAUGCAGUGUGAACCAAAGUAAAGUCCUUUCUAGUUUCUAAUUGGCACUUCUUUGCAAGCGACUCUCAAUUUACUUUGGAGUAUAUAUAUUUUAAUUAUCUCCCUGCAACAUAAGCCUGUAAUUUACGUUUAAUGAGGCAUAGUGCAAUUAUGAAUGCUAUAAUCAUUGUACAUACAUCUCACUUUCUCAAUAUAUAUAUAUGUAUGUGACAGCAUCUUUGUUGGCUUUGUAAUCAUUACUUUUUUGGGCAGAUUGAAUGUUCAGUAUUGAAAAUGUGUAUCUGUGUAAUUGUUUGUCCAAUGGCUAACUUGUUUUUUUGUAAGAGGAAAAAGUUAUUUACUUGUUCUGCUUUUGUUUCCCUUCAUUUGCCAGAUGAGAAUGUACAUUUUUGCGUUACGUUGCGUUCAUUUCUCAUUAAGGAAACAUUAUUUAGCUUCAGAAUGUGGACCCUUAGUAUCAGAUUAGUGCAAAUCGAAGCCGUUUCCUUAAAUUUACAGUUUCUCUCCUCAUCUUUGAGAAAUGGCGUCCUGACUCAGAUCUACACGACUAAUUCUAACAUUUGAACUCUUAGCAGGUUUCAGAUCAGAGCACUUUUUUCCUGACGCGUAACUCUUUGAUUCUGGAGUCUUUUUAAUAAGUAUUGAUGAGCUUUGGAGCCUCCUCAGUACACACUGUGGUCCUGAACAUGCUUCUCACCCCUUCGCAUUAAUAGCCAACAUGUUUCGUAGGAUCAGAACCGUGGAGCCAAGCUGAGAAGGACGGCAGGAGAGCUGCUGAGUUUAGGCGUUUUUGAAGAUGACUAAAUUUUCUGGGAAACUUCCCUGCAUACCGAGACAAAGUCAGCGUUGAAAAUCAGGUAAUUAAUGUACAAAAAGUCAAGUAGAACGAACCGUUCAUUGGUUCUUUUAAAAAAAAAAAGUUACUUUUUCAUCUCGAUCGCCACAGUUUCAUGAGAAUGUACAGUAUUCGUUCUUUUUUUUAUUUAUAAAAUGCGAAAAAUACAGUUCAUGUGUACAUAUUGCCUUAUAUUAAGCCGUGCCUCUGAAGUCUCACAAAGGCACUUGUUUUUAUUUUUUGUGAGAAGUGUAGCUAAAGCAGCUGAUAAUGUCUCGUUGUAAUUUUUGUUUUGGCUUGGUGUUUUUUUUUGUUGUUUUGUUUUUCCACGCUGUGAGAAGCUCUGGGAACAGCUCUGAUUUGCAGCUCAUGUGACGUAACAGCAGGACAUUAUAAGCACGUCACGAACAAACUGGAAACACAUUUCUGUUCAUUUCUGUUGUCGCAUCUGAUUCAUGUCUUAAAUGUUUCUACCACAGUGCAUUAUGAUGCAUUGAACUGCCUGGCACGCAUUAAAAGAGCAUGGAGACAUGCAGAAUGAGAA
Xiphophorus hellerii (green swordtail) is the source of this 4444-nucleotide messenger RNA. RefSeq names its product guanine nucleotide-binding protein G(q) subunit alpha. The record is from RefSeq and is a predicted model, not a curated record. Gene Ontology annotation, molecular function: GTPase activator activity; G protein-coupled receptor binding; GTPase activity. Gene Ontology annotation, cellular component: cytoplasm; heterotrimeric G-protein complex. Lineage: Eukaryota; Metazoa; Chordata; Actinopteri; Cyprinodontiformes; Poeciliidae. Bases 1056 to 2135 code for a protein of 359 amino acids. The transcript has 7 exons. Gene Ontology annotation, biological process: adenylate cyclase-modulating G protein-coupled receptor signaling pathway.